UAAUUAGCAAUUAAUCAUCAUGGCCAAGUCUUGUUCUAGUGAAAAGAACAAUAAUAAUGGAUUGAAGAAGGGUCCAUGGACUCCGGAGGAAGAUAAAAAACUCAUUGAUUACAUUCAGAAACAUGGGCAUGGCAAGUGGCGAACCCUUCUUAAGAAUGCAGGAUUAAAGAGAUGUGGAAAGAGUUGCCGGCUAAGGUGGGCUAAUUACUUGAGGCCUGAUAUAAAGAGAGGAAGAUUCUCAUUUGAAGAAGAAGAAAUGAUCAUCCAGUUACACACUGUUUUGGGAAACAAGUGGUCUACAAUUGCUGCUAAUUUACCCGGAAGAACAGAUAAUGAGAUUAAGAAUUAUUGGAACACUCACAUCAAGAAGAAAUUGUUGAAGAUGGGGAUUGAUCCAAUAACUCAUAAGCAAUCCAAGAGGAAAAGUACCUAAAUCUUGUGAAUUGGGAAAAGGAAACACAGAAAACAAGUUCCGCUCUUUUCCAUCUCUCUCAGGAAAUUCAUCAAACACAUGGUAAGCAUAACAAUACUGAAGCGAGACAAUCUCUCAAGCAUGUUCCUCCAACAACAAUAACAACACAACAAUAGUAACAUUAAGUUGCAAGUCUCUCUUUGCACAAUUCUCAUAUAGAAAAUUUAGUCAAUAGCCAAACCAAGGCAUGCCAAGUUGAUAAUAUUCCUACUUCUGUAUCAAUGGACAAUGAUGAUGAAUAUUAUCAAGAUGAUAAGAGACACACAUAUCUGUAAUGCAGAAGACAGUACCACCAAGUAAAAGCCAGCCAACUUUUCCAUUUCUCCAAAAGAAAUGGAAAAUAUAGUGAGGAGAUAUAGCUUUGAAAAUACUAGGAUAAUGGUGUAUGAUGCAGAGAGUGCUUCCACAAGUGCUGCAGCGGCAUAAGCCAAAACAGAAAUAAUGGUUAUAUAUAAACCAGGAGAGCGAAUUGUCUGACAAUGUCAUAAAGCUCUAAUCUGCUCUGCCAAGCAAAAAUCACUUCCUAUGUUGCACCAUUAAGAUAUUAUAGCUUUGUAUUUCACAUAAAAACCAAAAUUUCGACAAAAGAAGCAAACCUUCCAAAGUUUUAUUGUACUUUCUAAACUAUGGAAUCUGCAACUUAAGCUCACAAAGUCACAAUAGAACUAUAUAAAUUUAAAACUUACAUUUGCUUACUGAGGGAAAAGGUAAUUACUAAAUCUUAAAAUUCUAAAAAAAAAUCCAGAAAUAAUCAAACAAUAAAUAAAU
Molecule: messenger RNA, 1240 nt
Organism: Arachis ipaensis
Lineage: Eukaryota; Viridiplantae; Streptophyta; Magnoliopsida; Fabales; Fabaceae
Source: RefSeq, a predicted model, not a curated record